AUGCCUCUGAUUGUGAGUCGCCGAGAAAAUGGCGAAAGCUACCCACAUACAGCUAAGUAUGCACCGUCCCCAUUGAUCUCAGACUUGUCCACUGAUUCAUUAGAGUCAAUAUCACUUUAUGAAUGUUCUCGGAAAUGGAAUGGAUUUUUAAUGGGUCGUAGAUUCUUUUCUUUUCUCAAAGAGAUGAUACUAUUGUCGAUAAUGACUAUGUGGAACAAAUAGAAUUACAGAAAAACUUUGGAAACUCAGUACAGGAAUUUUUUGUUUUUGUUGUAAAGUUAUAUUCUACAUCGGGGACCUACAGAGUGGACCUACAAGUAAAAUGUACCAUAUCAUUUGUCAUUGUACCAUUUCAUUUUUGUCCUAUACUCUGGUGCAAUUUCUGUUGUGAAUAAAGU
Molecule: messenger RNA, 398 nt
Organism: Cylicocyclus nassatus
Lineage: Eukaryota; Metazoa; Nematoda; Chromadorea; Rhabditida; Strongylidae
Source: the annotation of a GenBank genome assembly